AGUUUCCAAGAUGGCGGACAACAUUGACUUAAAUACUGUCUAGGUUUAGGGCCUGGAGCACUUUUAUUUAUGUUAUCUAUGUAUCGUAGCCGAUGAAUAUGAAAGCAGCAGGUUCCGAACAAUACGAAGAGUAUGGAAUUAAACCGCCAAAGGUUCGAAAUCUCUCUUACCUUCGAAGAAAUUCCGUGACAACGUUAGGAAAUGGGGCGAAUCGUCGGUGUUGAGUAGAAGACGAGUUAUAAUUGUGCCCAGCAUAAAAUGUGCGGCUAGAGAAGUGAAUGUGACAACAGAAGAUAAAGGUAAGGACAUGGAUGAUACAGGAUAUUUGGUCAGUCUUACGCACAUAAAUGCAUCAUUUCUUUAAAGAAGCUUUUAAAAACAUUAUCUGUACAUGUGCCUGCAUACACGCUUUUUUUUUGAAAAAGUUCAAGGAAGGCAAUUAAAUUUUCUACGAACUCGAUGUACGCGGUUUUUUAAGAAAAGACUGUAGAUAAGUAACGGGUGCCUCAUUGUAAGUGUCUGAUCAGGUGAACGAUCAUUACUGCGUGCCAUAUUAAGGUAAAAAUCUUAGUGUGUUCCCUUGAAAUCUGAGUUGAAAUGCUCAAGUUACGAUUCGCCUUCAAAGUUCAUCCCAUCAACCAGGUAGGAUUGUUUAUAUGGGAAAAUAUCUGAACCAGCCAAUCUUGCCAAUCCGCUCUAGUCUGUCGAUUACUUUAUGGAGUAAUUGAAUUUUAUAAAAACCAGUAAAGUGUUAAAGCUAAAUCUCUGAAAUCAACCCAGUGGGCUUUACUUAGCUCAGAUGAAGAAGCUAUGGCAUAAUUUUUGUUCACACUGAUGAUUCAUUGAAUUUACAAAACAUAUCAGUAUCUUAAUUAUUACUGUAUUACUAAAAAUAAGAAAGUUUUUUCCCCAAAAGAUUAAUUUACUUUGACUAUUAAACCAUUCAGACAAGAAUGUUUAUCAAGAUUCUGAAGAUGACAUAUUUGCUCGGCAAGUUGAAAGAUACAAAAAGCAGUUGCAGGAACGGAAAAAGACCAGGGAAAUUUUAAACAACUGUGGGCUCAGACAAGACUGGCUUAAAAACAAGACUGGUAAAACUGAACUUGAAAGAAGAGUUUUGAAAAGAAUACUGUUGAAAGGAAAACCUGAGAUUACAAUCAAAAAGGUGUGUUACUUAACCCUUUAACUCCCACGAUCUGAUUGUUAAUUCUCCCCUCUAGCUGCUACUCAUUUCUUUGUAAAUAAGUUAGGAGAAUUUGGUGUCAUUGAGAUAACAACUUCAACCAGAUAAGUUUGAAUAUUCUCAUGACCUGUUUGCUGGAUAAUGUUUGGAUAUUAUAGAGAGAAGUAACUUGUUAAUCACUCCUGGGAGUUGAGGGGUUUAAGAAUAUGUUUUAAAUCAUGUGAGAGCUUUCCUUGUUGAAUAACUAAGAACAAAAACUGAAUAAGUCAACACAUGCCAUAAGGAUGUGGGUCAAGCCUCAGGCACAGAAAUUUAGUGAGAAAAAAGAAAGUUUGUUCAAGCAACAUUGUUAGGGCUGAUAAUUCAUUCAAAAACAUGCAACAGAUCAGUUUCUCUAAUAAAACAUCUUUUCUGGAGCAGCCCAGACAUAAAAUUAUGGAAUCUAUGGAAAAGUCAUUCUGUUUACUUUUGGUGAAAAUAUUUGAAGAAUCUUCCUAUGUUGUAGAUCCUCAAAGAUCUUCAUAACGACCUUUGAGGAUCCUUCAAGGAUAUUCUGAGCUCUUACAAGUUGUUAUCUACUUGUAAUAGUGUGAGCAGAAAGGCUAAUAAUGAUGAAGAUUAUGCUCGCACAACCACCUCUACAUGUUUCUUGGCUUUCCGUGAUGUUUUUUCAGAUACAUUAUACAUGUAAACAAGUAAUAACAUGAUUUCUCUAGCAAUUUGUUGAAAAGCACUUGUAAAUUUUUCAAAGACUAAAAAUUAAACUUGCCCCACCAGCUUGUACAAUUUUGUUGUCUAUGAAAACUUUACUCCUGCUUAUUAACACCAAAUUGCAAGAGAAAUCAUGUUAUUACCUAUACUUCUACCAUUUCUCGGAGAAUUAAAGGAAAUGUAGAAACAGGGCUGGGCUGAGCUCCAAAUUUUCAAUACAAGUUUUAACAAAGGAUGGCUGUGGAGGUCAAUCACCCCUCCCUACUUAUACCACCAACGAAAUGAAAAACUUUGUGUCAGUUUUUUCAACUACUGUGUUGAUGCAUGAUUAUUGUUUUUAAUAUCAUGGAUCUACCAUAGUUACUGGCACAGUGGGUUCAUACUAUGAAACAGCUUUUACUGAUUUUAAAGCUGCCGCAAGUCCUUUUAUCACUCAUCUUUGAGGCUCAUGCCAGUGUAAUAAUGCAUUCAUGUUCUUGUAUUAAAUUUUCAUUUUGUUACUCACCAGGCUCCCACUCCUCCCCCAGAGACUGAAGAGGACACAACAGUAACUGGUGAAGACAGGGGGGUACCUACCAUUCACCAUCCCUCCCCAGCUGCCUUAGCAAUCAUUCAAAAAUACUUAGAUCGCAAAAGGAUGCGCCUGUUGGAUCUGUUUGCUCAAGCUGACAAAGACAAGAACUGGGUGGUGUCACGGCAAGAGUUCAGGAACAUUAUCCGAUCAUGGCGGAUUCCACUCACAGAUGUUGAUUUGGAGGAUUUGAUAUUGGCUCUGGACAGAGAUAACAGUGAUGCAUUAGACUACAGAGAACUGGCAGUUGGUAGACAGUCGUAUCUGGAGGAGAGGUGGGCAUACAUGUGCAAUAUUCUGUUUCAAUUUGCAAAUCUGAACUACUUUUUGUCGCUCUUAUCCAGGGCUGUUACAAUUUUUUGGGUUUGUCCUGUUUGGCUUUGUUUGAGUGCUCUUAUAUUGGACAUUCACAGUUUUGUACAAACAAAAUCAAAGAUGCAAUAGCCAAUGAAAACAAAGAACAAUAUCAGAAGGGGAAAUGAGAACUAAGAAAUAAACACUUUGAAUGAGGUAACUGGCUGCCAGCUUAAGCAAAUACCAGUGACAAAGUUACAAUUGGUUUUGGGUUUGCAUGUGAUUAACCCUUUAACUCCCAUUAGUGAUUAACAUGAAACUUCUCCCAAUAAUAUCCAAUAACAUUAUCCAGCAAACAGGUUAUGAGAAUACUCAAACUUAUCAGGUAGAGGUUGUUAUCGUGAUCUAACACCAAAUUCUCUUAACUAAAUUACAAGGAAAUGUCUAGAAGCUAGAAGGAGAAUUAUGCAUCAGAUCUUGGGAGUUAAAGGGUUGGGUUAUGGCUGGGUAUUAUUUUUUUUUUUUUCAAUAAGGCCAGUCAGUCAGAUCAUACCAAAUCAAAUAUUCAAAUAUUACAAUGUUCUUUCAACUUCUAAUAUUAUUGUGUAAAGCUUUAAUGUCAAGAGGCUGGAAGUCAUUGAAUGUCCCCUAGCACACAAGUAUUGGAAGGUAGACUAAGAAAGCAGUGGUCAGUACCUGGCCACUUUGCGGACAUGUCAACUUGCCAAAACCAACUGGCUGACACUAUUAGUUAUCUACAUGUGGUGUGGUAUAUUGGGGUCAGCAAGUUGUCAUGGCCUCAAAGUGACUUGUUACUGGUCAGUUACAACACUGAAUUUCACAGGUAUAUGAACAAAAUUCCAAAAACGUAGGUGUUGGGUGACAUAGGCUCCACAACAGCAAAAAAAAAUGAAAAAAAAGAAAGGAAUAAAGAACAAUAAAAAUAUAACCUUACACAGCCUUGAUUUAGAUGAGAUUAUGGCAUGAACUGGCAAAUUGGGUGCAUUAAUUUUUAACCUUCAUUUCUUUUGAAGGGUCACUAAACAAGUGGCAGAGAUUGUCCAAACUGCUAACACUAAAACUUCCAAAAGACCUGAAACCAUUUUUGAGGAGCCUGAACCUGCUUAUGACCCCACUAACGAAAAAUGGUCUGGCACUGGAACACAAAGACCUCCAUCACCUCAAAGACCACCCUCACCACGAGCCAACCCUCAAAAAAGACCCUCAUCCUCACCACAGAGACCCUUAACCCCUUCAUCUGCUCCUGUACAACCAGUGGCCUUUAUAGCACAGCGGCCAGGGUCUGAUCCCCAGUUGCGGCGCUCUCGGCCUGUGUCACCCUCAAGUAGUGGAAGUAUUGAGAGCUUAUCACCCACCCUGUUGGAGAUACCACCUGUUCAGUUAUCAGAGAAAGUGGACCAGUUGACUCAAGAUGAGGUAUGGGACUGAUCUCCUGGAAGGAAGGGGAGGGGAGGUGGCGGGUGUCUGAGGAUUCUGGUUGUGUCUCGGUAAAAAUGACCCGACCCCUACCCUCAGUAUCCUUCUUUUUUCAUAGUCCUCCCUUUAUACUUUGUUAACGACGACUAAUGAUUCCCCCUGAAAACCAUGUGAUCUGAACAAAAUCAGUGAAAAUAAUAGCCAAUCAGAAGAAGAAGGAAAAUACCUUAAAGAGCCAAUGAGAGCUCAAGGUUAAAAACAAUGCGACUGCCUAAAGCGCGGGAAAACGCGGGCGACCAAGUCGUGUCGGUUUUUAGUUUUGCAGCUAAUUGGUUGAGAGAGUGGCGUGAGUUUUCUGGACCAAUCACAAAGCGAAGUAAAGCAAAAACAAGGCAUUCCGGACUAAUUUUGGCACUUAAUUAAAAAUUGCUCUUACUUGAUCAUAUUAUUAAUCCUUGUUAGUCUGGUUGUUGUUUUUUUCACUCAAUUUAUUGCCCUCAAAUGAUGGAGAAGUCGACGAUGAAUCUUGUUAUCCAAUAUAAAAGACUUACAUGUAUCUAAUCAUGCGAACUAAACUUAUAGGGUCACGCUCCACCAGGAUGCAUUGCGGGGGUAAUGACCAUUCUCAGUGCUUUCUGUCAUACAGAAAGGGAACGUUUACCGGGUUUGACAUAUUAUUGUCUUGCGAAUUCUUCAAUUUUGUCUUUCGUCCUGUCCCAUAGACAGAAAAGAGGUCCUCAAUGGGGUUAACCGAUAGCAGUAAAACGGCCACAAAAUUUAGUCGCUAGGCGUAAAAAUUUACAAAUUUUAACCGUUAUUCGUAAAAAAAGGUAACCGUAAAAAACAUUUCUAGUGGAAACAACGGAAAGAUGUUAACCAUUAGCCAUAAAAGCCAUCACCUCAUUGAGACCGUCAGAAAACGUCAUCAGUAUGCCUCUUCUAAAGUGGCGAUUUAGUUAUACUCUUGGUCAUAAUACCCUUCUUCUAAUUGUGCAAUGAAAACAUUGGCACAAGGUAUUGCUGUUGUGGCAUUCUUUGCCGUUACCGUUCGGUUUGUGAGAAAAAGUAUGGAGUUCCUGGAUAAUAACGAUAACAGUGGCGCACGAAGCACACUGUUUGAGCGCGGCGCUUUGAGAUACUGAAAGAUCCGUCGCUUUUUAUGUACGCGAACACGGUUCAUUGAAGUCCAGAUGUAUGAUGGAAAAUAAAGUGACAUAAAAUUUAAAGUAAAGAACUUAUUUCUUCAUUGGCAGCCCUCAGCCACCAUACAGAGGCACAAUGUAACCUUUUUUUUUGUGGUAUUUCAGAUAAAAGACAGACGCAUGAAAAAACAACAAAAACGGAAAGAAAAAGAAAAAGCCAAACAGAAAAAGAGAACUGCGCCAGAAAAAGUGUCUGUGGCUCCAUCCACCCUAGGGGGUAGGGUGGGGGAGAUGGUGGAUCGCUACCGAAAGAUGACCAUGAAGGAGUAUAAUGAUGUCGUGGAACUUUGCCAUAUGCACGGAGUGCAGCUGAGUAAGGAUCUUCUGGAGCGAGGUUAGAUUGUGUCGGAGGUUAUUAAUUUUAUUUGUAUCUAUGUAGGGUUGAAUGUAUCUAUGAAGGGUUGAAUUUUUAACAUUAAAUUGUAAUGCGCAAUUGAAAAAUCUUACAUUGAUGAUUGCGCAAUAUAAGUCUAUAAAUUAUUGUUAUUAUUUAUUUUUAUAUGGUGAGGCAUUCUUGAGGUAAAUCCGAGUGUUCUGAUUGGUUCUUGCUUGGCCAGGAUUUUGGCAUACGAACCUUUCCGGUAAAAAUGGUCUUGAACCGUGUAUUUUGGCUCUCGAAAGCCGAAAAAUUAAAAAUAAACAAGUUUAGUGCAAAUGCCAUAUAACACACUAUUUACUGACCGCGCUUGCUCGAGCGGUACCGGGGAAUAUUGGCGCCUGGUCGUUUUUAUACGGACCCCGCUUUGCUCUCUUUUUUCGGAGUUUGAGUAGCCACUCAGAGUCCCCCAUCAGAGCGCGCCUUCAAUACUAUCCACUGUUUAAGCAUAUAGUGGCACAGAGUACAAAUUACUUUUAGUCAGUGUCUGGAGCGCUUCACAAGAGUAUGUCGCUGGCCGAAAAGCAGGGAAAUCGCAGCAGCGAAUCAAAUCUGCGGAAAAUAUCACUAGGAGCUAAUAAUGAAUCUCAAAAUGAAACAAAAUACCUUGAACGCGGGGAAGGGCAGCAAACUAGGCAGCGAAUUGUGGUUAGCGAGAGAAGGCAAAGCUACAACCAUUCCACAUAACCCUCAUUCAGUUGACAAUGUGUCCAUGAUGCUUGCUAUUUAACAUUUAAGCUGUGUAUUAUAGUUGAACGAUAGCCAUUAGUUUUUCUAGCUUGACUCAUCUUUCUAAUCCCUAUUUUUGUUAUUUAUAUGUUUAUGAUUUUUUUUUCAGUUCUCCUUCAACCAGAAGAUAAACCGCUGUCACAGAUAAAGCUGACCGCGCGAAAACCUGGACUCUUUUCAAUCUCAACUAGGCAUCACAUACCACAAGUUAAGUUCCAGUCCUCCACGGCUGGAAGCAACAAGCGGCGGCCGAAUUUUAGAAACCCGGGUCCAAACACGUGACAAAUGACUUUCAAUAUCAAGCGGCCAAGGUUAUUUUUGUAGCGACAGUACAUAAAAAGCUAAAUUGGAGAGACAAAAAUAAAGACUUACUCGUUAGAUCGAAAACUAUACGCUACUUUUUUUGUUACAUUGUAAAUCAAAGUACUCGAAGGAUAAUUACUGUAAUAAAAGCGUUUAUCAGGUUGAGAAGAACGCUUGCUAGUAAGUUUGUUUCAGUCGAAAUUUAUUGGGAAUUAAAUUUCUUUGGUUAUCCUCAUCCGUGGGGAUGGUAUUAGUGAGGUUACUGGUACGCAUUGCAUUACUGGCAGUGUGCUUUCUCAGUACAUAAUUUAAUCAUAUCAUUUGAGGCAUAACAGUAAAAUAAUAGGUUUGGCUGAAGGUGUUUGGUGCAAAAAAAUGCAAAAAUGAGCAAAAAUUUCGGGCAUUAGUUGUAUUGUUUAUACCCAUGUAGCCAAGGCUUUUAAGGAUAAUUUGAUUUUGUUUUUUGAUGUUCGUAUGUAUGUCGCGUUUCGAAGCUUGGAAAAAAAAUAAUAGUAUUACUAAAAACAAUAAUAACAAUACUGAUGAUAAUGAUGGCAAUGAUAACAAUAUUUAAAAAAAGAAUGUAUAUAAAAUAUUCUAAAAUUGGAUUUUGGACUACAGCCAGCUGUAAGCAUCAAAUUUGAGAGAAGGAAGCAGGCUGAAGCAAAGUAACACAGGUGUCACGAGAACUCAUCCCGUAAUUUGAGAAUGAAUUUUCUUAAAAUGGCCAUCAAAACAAGUAAGCACUAAUGGAUAGUCGAACGUGCCUGCUACACGUAGUUUUACGCUGAAACAGAACAUUGAUUCCACCUUAGCUGAUACGUAAGUUCAUAGAUUUUAUGUGGUGUAAAUAAGGUACAUGACGAAUGGUUUGAAGCCAAUUGAGCCAUUUUACCCUAUGCUGUGGUUCUCGGUCAAGAAGAGGAGGCGUAAGAACUAACAAGUUCAUUACAAAGCACAUGGAACAGAACUAAACUAAGGAAACCAAAUCACAUGCAAGUGAACAAUUAUUAGCUGCCCAAUUUUUGUAUAUGGUGGCCUGUGAUAACUGCUGGCCGGAAUCUAGGCAAGAUCACGACACUAUCCUAGAACGCGUAAAUCGUCCAAGUCCUCUUCCAUGGCUAAGAUUAAAAAUAUUUGUUUUGUUUUGUAUUGUUUUCAUUUUUUACCCUCAUCUAAUCGAUGUUCUUGUGCCUUAGACCCAGUUCUCAGUGUGAUCAAACGUCGUAUACAUACAUAAG
This is a messenger RNA of Pocillopora meandrina, 8047 nucleotides long. NCBI's taxonomy places the organism in Eukaryota, Metazoa, Cnidaria, Anthozoa, Scleractinia, Pocilloporidae. The record is from the annotation of a GenBank genome assembly.